Molecule: messenger RNA, 1272 nt
Organism: Prunus armeniaca (apricot)
Lineage: Eukaryota; Viridiplantae; Streptophyta; Magnoliopsida; Rosales; Rosaceae
Source: the annotation of a GenBank genome assembly
AUGGCUACCGGUAUGGUGGAAGAUACGAGCUUCGAGGACGAGCAGCUGGCCGCCAUGACCACCGAGGACAUUAUCAGAGCCACUCGCCUUCUUGACAACGAGAUCCGAAUACUCAAGGAAGAAAUGCAAAGAACAAAUUUGGAGUUGGAUUCAUACAAGGAGAAGAUAAAGGAGAAUCAGGAAAAGAUUAAGCUCAAUAAGCAGUUGCCUUACUUGGUGGGCAACAUUGUUGAGAUUCUGGAAAUGAACCCAGAAGACGAGGCUGAGGAGGAUGGUGCAAAUAUUGAUCUUGACUCACAAAGAAAGGGGAAGUGUGUUGUUUUGAAAACAUCUACUCGCCAGACUAUCUUCCUGCCUGUUGUUGGGCUUGUUGAUCCUGAUAAGUUGAAGCCUGGUGAUCUUGUUGGUGUGAACAAGGAUAGUUACCUGAUCUUGGAUACGUUGCCAUCCGAGUACGAUUCUCGAGUAAAGGCUAUGGAGGUCGAUGAAAAACCGACUGAAGACUACAAUGACAUUGGAGGGCUAGAGAAGCAGAUUCAAGAACUGGUUGAGGCAAUUGUUUUACCCAUGACCCACAAAGAGCGGUUUCAGAAAUUAGGGAUUCGUCCACCAAAGGGAGUGCUAUUGUAUGGACCUCCUGGAACUGGUAAAACAUUAAUGGCUCGGGCUUGUGCUGCACAAACCAAUGCUACUUUUCUGAAACUGGCAGGCCCACAACUGGUUCAGAUGUUCAUUGGGGAUGGAGCAAAACUUGUUCGUGAUGCCUUUCAGCUUGCAAAAGAGAAAUCCCCCUGCAUCAUUUUCAUAGAUGAAAUUGAUGCAAUUGGCACAAAGCGAUUUGAUAGUGAAGUUAGUGGAGAUAGGGAGGUGCAACGUACAAUGCUUGAACUGCUUAAUCAGCUUGAUGGCUUUAGUAGCGAUGACCGGAUCAAGGUGAUAGCAGCAACAAAUCGUGCUGACAUCCUCGACCCUGCUCUCAUGCGUUCUGGUCGGUUGGAUCGUAAAAUUGAGUUUCCACAUCCCACGGAAGAUGCAAGAGCUAGAAUUCUGCAGAUUCACUCGAGGAAGAUGAAUGUCCACCCAGAUGUGAAUUUUGAAGAAUUAGCUCGGUCCACUGAUGAUUUCAACGGUGCACAACUAAAAGCAGUGUGUGUGGAGGCAGGCAUGCUGGCUCUGCGUCGGGAUGCAACUGAGGUCAACCACGAGGAUUUUAAUGAAGGUAUCAUUCAAGUUCAGGCGAAAAAGAAGGCGAGCCUCAACUAUUACGCAUAG